AUGAGCUGGACCUGCCCGCGUUGUCAGCAACCCGUUUUCUUUGCAGAGAAAGUGAGCUCCCUGGGCAAGAACUGGCACCCAUUCUGCCUGAAAUGUGAGCACUGCCACAGCGUCCUGUCCCCAGGAGGGCAUGCAGAGCACAACGGAAGGCCGUAUUGCCACAAACCAUGCUAUGGGGCUCUCUUUGGACCCAGAGGGGUGAACAUUGGUGGUGUGGGCUCCUACCUCUACAAACCUCCCAUUCCCACAACUGCCAGCACCACUCACCUUAGCCCCAGCAGCUUCAGCCCCCCCAGGCCCAGGACUGGCCUCCCUCAGGGCAAGAAAAGCCCUCCCCACAUGAAGACAUUCACUGGGGAGACCUCAUUGUGCCCGGGCUGUGAGGAACCUGUCUAUUUUGCUGAGACGGUGAUGUCUUUGGGCAGAAAUUGGCACCGACCCUGCCUGAGGUGCCAGCGGUGCCGGAAGACCCUGACUGCUGGGAGUCACGCUGAGCAUGACGGCGCCCCCUACUGCCACAUUCCCUGCUAUGGCUACCUGUUUGGCCCCAAAGGUGUGAACAUUGGUGAUGUGGGCUGCUACAUCUAUGACCCUGUGGAGAUAAAAUCUAAAUGA
This is a messenger RNA of Rangifer tarandus platyrhynchus (Svalbard reindeer), 615 nucleotides long. NCBI's taxonomy places the organism in Eukaryota, Metazoa, Chordata, Mammalia, Artiodactyla, Cervidae. The record is from the annotation of a GenBank genome assembly.